CAUCACUAUGUACUCGUGCACCUCUCCUUCUGGAAUUGAGGUCUCUUUGAACAAGCCGGAGAUUUGGGAAAAGUUCUACCCGAAAACUGAAAUGAUUGUGACGAGAAAGCGUGGGAGAGUCAUUUUUCCGCAUUUGGAUUAUAACGUCAAAGGAUUGGAUCCGGAUAGUCUCUACUCGAUUUAUAUUCAUUUGGAACGUGUUGACGGGAUUAAAUACAAGUUCGAUGCCGGAGAAUGGAAAGAAGCCGGAAAAGGUGAUCCAAUUCUUCCAAUCCAGUACAAAGAGCAUCCACGUGGCAAGCGUACUGGAACAGAAUGGAUGAGUGAGCCCGUCUCGUUUGCUCACCUCAAAAUCACUAAUGACCCGGAAAACAAGGAUCAGAAGCUGAUUUUAGCUCAAAGUCUGCACAAAUACAUUCCAGUUUUGCAUAUCAAACAGCUGGAUCCUUAUAAAGGAACAUUUCAAAUGGAUUUUCAUGGAGUUGAAUUUCGCUUGGAGGCUACGCAAUUUAUCGUUGUUACUGCUUAUCAGAACGAAGAACUCACAAAACUCAAGGUCCAUCACAAUAAAUUCGCCUCCGGAUUCCGUUCAAAUGGCAAGAGACGGCUUUCUUCAGAGUCUGAAAAUUCGGAAAACUCCCCGCCAAAGCGCAGCGCCUCGGCAAUUUCUUCAUUAACCCCACCAGCAAUCUCCCCGCCAAUGGAUUAUACCCAGCAAAACCCAUAUUUUUUCAACCAAAACUUUUUCUCGACUCCGCAGAGCCACCAGCCACAGUUUGCUGCUCAUAGUGCCAAUGCUCAAAAUUACAAUAAUUUUGGAGCUCAAAAUGGGGCUCAAUUUGAUUGGAAUGUGUAUUAUCAGAGACAAUGGUACUGGCAGCAGCAAAUGAUGAUGUCAGGUGGAAUUGGACAACCACAAAUGCUCAAUAAUGGAUUUCCGAAUUUGUGAUUUUUUUUAAAUAUUUAUAUUUAUCGCUUUUUUUUAAUUUUUAGCUUUUACAAUGAUCUUGAAAAUAAAUUUAUUG
Molecule: messenger RNA, 1025 nt
Organism: Caenorhabditis elegans
Lineage: Eukaryota; Metazoa; Nematoda; Chromadorea; Rhabditida; Rhabditidae
Gene: tbx-37
Product: T-box protein 37
Exons: 3
Coding region: 8-949 (313 amino acids)
Biological process (GO): regulation of DNA-templated transcription; positive regulation of DNA-templated transcription
Cellular component (GO): nucleus
Molecular function (GO): RNA polymerase II cis-regulatory region sequence-specific DNA binding; DNA-binding transcription factor activity
Source: RefSeq, marked reviewed